Molecule: messenger RNA, 1656 nt
Organism: Cladophialophora psammophila CBS 110553
Lineage: Eukaryota; Fungi; Ascomycota; Eurotiomycetes; Chaetothyriales; Herpotrichiellaceae
Exons: 1
Coding region: 1-1656 (551 amino acids)
Source: RefSeq, a predicted model, not a curated record
AUGUUUGUCCUGGACGAUUACAGUGGGAGCAACCCUUCCCGGCUGACCUCUGCCGACCUGCUCCGGAGUCUUCAAAUCCGUGCCAGCGCCUUGCUACAGGAAUUCCGGUUAUAUCAGGCUCGACUCAAAGCACGGGGCAAACAACAACAAGUUGAAAUCCGAGGAUUUAAGCGAGGUGUCGAGUCGGAGGUAAAACUAUUGGAAAAAAUAGGACGUGAAUUUGCAACUUCCCAGAGCACCUCCCAGAAUAUUAUCGCCGCCACAAGUCAGCAAGAUGAGGAAGGUCCACAAUUGCACGCGCUAAGAAGCUCUAACCUGCCCUUUUAUGAAGCGGUCUGGGAUAUGGCGAAAUCAUGCCGCCAUGUUACUGCGUUGGGCAAGAAAAUGUUCUUUGCAGGAAAGGACUGCGUGGCGAGUAGAACAAAUCACGAUGAGAGAUCGGUAAGCCGCACAGGUGUUUCGAAGGACGUGCAAAAGAAAGAGACCUUGGUAGACAUCGUUGCUGACAACGGAUUGCAAUGGAUCAAAAUCUCGACUUUGACGGAGAAACGGCUUCUGUUCGAAAUGGCCAAGGAAGGCUGGGAAAAGUACGGAGAUAUUGGCGAAGACGGCAAUACAGAAGGCGGCCAGGUUCCUGAAACUGACCGUGGUGGCACGAGGACGAGUAAGCUUGAACUUGUGCGACUUGCUGAAGACCUCAAGAUUGCAGCCCAAGAAGUCAGAGUCCAAUUUCGGCAUCCACAGAUUCAGCUUGUCCUACCAAAGAUUCGCGAAGGUAUCUCCCCUGACGUGGAUGCUUUUCUUGCCGACUUGCGUGCAACUGGCGCCAUCGUUCAAUGCAACACCGAUAUGUACAAACCCAGUGAGGAUCGGCAGCUUGAUCUCGACAGCCUGAUGCCCACCGUCGCGACUGUUCCCUUGACCAGCACCAUCAACGUGGAUUGCACGAUACUUCUGGCACUGAUCUCUGACAUAUCAAAUUUCCCACGCCAUCAACUGUUGUCAACCUUUGCGGGCAAAUCGGAGACCUAUCACAAAGCGAUUGUGAAUCAAAUCGAGGCUGAAGAAUUAUCACCAAUGCUAUCUGAGAGAAUCUAUCCUCUCCUUGCUACGCGAAAUCUAGAGUGUACUCUACACGCUUCUCAGCGGAUGCGAGAGAUAGUUCACUGCAUGGGGACGCCGAGUGAGUUAAGCCGCGCCGAAAUCCUGCUAGGCGAAGGGCCAUACAGAGAUCAGCCUGCAUCGACCCUGAGGCAGGCCUUUAGUGAACUAUCAAUGCACGCCGUCCCGACAGAGGUACUCUUCCCUGUCAAAGUUGUCAACUUCGACGUGAACACGCUCUUUGGCUCAGACUCUACCUCGAUGACGCUGAAUGCUGAAUUAUGCAAGUCAUUUCCUACGUCCAUAGCUGCCCGUACAAGGGACAGAUUAAGACUUACCCCGAUCAACGCUUCAGUUUUCUUCUACGGUUGGGCCCGCCAGAUUGUAACACUAACAAGCAAUCGCACAGCGGCAAGCGAGCUUUUGAAGACCAUCAAUGACGUCUUGGAUUGCGACGAGAGCCAAGCGUGUAAGGAGGAUGCUGAAUUUCUGGGACCGCUCAUAUGGUGUGAGACUGCAAGAAGCCUGAUAGGGAAGACCAAGUUCAAGGAGUAA